AACGUUUGAACAUCUCGAGGUUCCGUGUUGCUCGAUUAGAAGCCGGCCUGUUCCAUACACACCUACGCGGUAGGAAUAGAUGCCCAACGUGCCUACAUUACGAGGUUCCAGCAUGCCUGUAUCAAAUGGCAGGUAACCUACCUACCUAGGUAGGUAGUGCAGCUUGCCACGGUUGCUGGGGAUCUCGGGUUCUGCGUCGCCGUCGGAUUUCGCUCGGGACUUACCUAGGUAGGUAUCUAGAUAGCCACCUGUAUUAUUACCAGCAGAGAAGGUAAACACAGGUACCUACCUUAUGGCAUCUACCUCCAAUGCCCACACUACAUGUCGAUCUGUCAGCGGUUACCAACAGGUUUUCUUUCUUUCUUCUCUCCCUUUCCUCUCUCCGGUUUGGGAGGCUGGUGGGACAGGGUGGCUUACUAGGUACCGGCUGUGUUCUCGCCCUCGCUCGCUGCAGCUUAUCUCCCGGAUCUGGUGCAUCUCGGGCGACGUGCCAGAGACCGCUCUACUCACGUGUCAGACUUCGGACCGGGUUUGUAGUGUUGGCUCCGCAAAGCACAGGCCAAGUGUCGACGCGAACUGGCGACGGGGCUGCCAACGUGGGCGCAAAACCUCAUGGCUUGACAUCAUCCAGGCUCUCUCAGCGGCGCCCCGGAGUCAUGCGAGCGAACGAGGGCAGGGCCAUGGGCACACAACAGGAACACAUGCAAACCCAAUGCCCCAGGAAGGAUUUUCGCUCACGUCGAAAUCGCCUUGCCGAUCUAGCGAGAUGCAAGAUCUAGAAGAUCAGCUCUCGAGAUGCCGGCCGGGUUUCCGUCCCGCGUCCCUUUGUCCCUUUGUCCUCCUUGUUUUCGCUCUCUCUCCAUCCCGCCAACCGAGUACCCAGAUACGUACGCUGCUGCAACGCAUGGUCCAGGUCGAUCUCACCGACGGGUUCCGACGCUACGCAAUACAUGUCACGUAGCCAGUCCGGAAUAGGCACGGUUGGUGAUCCAUACACGUAUGAGUACUCGUAUGUCGGUCCUGCCCAGGCCUGCCCCACACAGUAGGACGCAGGUGGCUUGGUGGUUCUUAGGUACCUAACCUGAACUGCCCCGCGGGGACUCGCAAAACAGCAACGACGUGUAGUACCAGCAAAACAACAAGCGAAGGGCAGGAAAAAGGGGUCCUUGAAGCGGGGCCGACGCUGAUUUUGUUAUCAUCGGCGUUUGAUUGGCUUUCUACGGCAACGUUAGCUGCAGUCCCAAGUACUCUACGUACUCCGCGCCCGUCGCCCGAUUGGGCCCCUAUCCGUGCAGGCGUGUGAAG
Molecule: messenger RNA, 1305 nt
Organism: Durotheca rogersii
Lineage: Eukaryota; Fungi; Ascomycota; Sordariomycetes; Xylariales; Xylariaceae
Exons: 1
Coding region: 293-961 (222 amino acids)
Source: RefSeq, a predicted model, not a curated record